Messenger RNA from Owenia fusiformis, 1204 nucleotides. NCBI's taxonomy places the organism in Eukaryota, Metazoa, Annelida, Polychaeta, Sabellida, Oweniidae. The record is from the annotation of a GenBank genome assembly.
UAACAGCAAGUGGGGUGAGCAAAACGUAAAAUUUUGGAUAUUUGACAGUAACACAAAUUAUUUGGAACAAUUAUAUUUUCAAAAUGGAAUUUACAACGAAAUGGAAUACCACCUCAUUUGUGAAACGAUGCUGGUUCUGUAAAUCUACAAACCACAACAAGCGACAAUGUGAACUCUUCAAAAAUGCCAGGUAUUUCUGUUCAAAAUGCCAAAUUUAUGGACACCGUGAUAGAGAUCACCAGGAAUUCCCGACAAUCCAGCAAAAUUUCGUGAAAUCAACCAAAUCUGCUUCUACACAAACAAAACUUUUAAAAUCGAAUGAGCGGCCAAAGCAGCAUAAUAAAUCUUGCCAAACAGCAACUGUAAACAUGAAUAUUUAUAAAUUCAACAUGGACAACUACAAACGUAUAGAGAGCGAAUUAUUUGGACAGAAGAAUGGAAACCGAAUAUACAAGGAACGGAUCAUGGAACUAGAAUCACAGAAGGUUAAAAUUUUGGCUGACAUUAAAGCCCAAGACAGACAGAUCCAAGAAUUACAAGGGGACUUACAGGAAUAUUCUGAUCGCUCAAACAGGGAUGAUCAAACCAUCUCCAAACUGAAAUCUGAUCUGACGGAUUCUGAGGCGAGCUUAGAUAUAUUGACCAUUACCUGUGAUAAACAUCUAAAUACAAUCAUUGAUAUCAGGAAUCAACUCAAGGAACAAUCCAAAACAAUGGAAAUAUAUAAAACAGUGAUGAAAACCCACCAGCAGGAAAAAUUGGAUCAAAUUAUAACCAGAUUGGGAUCAACUGAAUCUACAACAAUAUGGAAACAAUUAGGAGAACAUCUAUUUUGGAAAGGAAAGACACCAAUACAUCACAAAGCCAUGAUAUUUGAUGUUUGAUUGAUGUAUAUGAUAUGCCAUAACCUACAACUACAAGAGAUAUGUGUGUGAUUAACUUCUUCAACUUAUGCAUAUUUACUAUAAUAUGAUAAUCUGGAACAACUUUUAUCUCCACUGGUCUUCAAUUGACUGUCAUGACAUCAGAUAUACAUAUAUCGUUAGGGACUAGCCUUUUACCACAAUGUGCCAAUCAAACCUAUUGAGUAAUCAAUCUUCAUGGUGUAUUUGUCUUAAAUUGAUGUUUAUUUAUUAGCCAGUUAUGGUGUUUAUUUAACUGCCUAUGGUGUUCAAGCCUUAUGGUGUAAAGUAACUAGCCUUUA